Peromyscus leucopus (white-footed mouse) is the source of this 3911-nucleotide messenger RNA. It is a transcript of the gene Osgepl1, whose product is annotated as O-sialoglycoprotein endopeptidase like 1. Gene Ontology annotation, cellular component: mitochondrion. The record is from RefSeq and is a predicted model, not a curated record. The coding region runs from base 2397 to 3641 and encodes 414 amino acids. Lineage: Eukaryota; Metazoa; Chordata; Mammalia; Rodentia; Cricetidae. The transcript has 8 exons. Gene Ontology annotation, biological process: tRNA threonylcarbamoyladenosine modification.
CUUAAUUAACAUACAAAUAAAAUCACAUUUCAGCACAAAUAAAAUAUCACCAUAUUAGGUGGUUCUAAAGUUUUUAGCUCUCACAACUAAGAAAGUACCUCCCACAAAGGGAAAGUAACGAUAAAUGUGUGAUAAAGUGAAAUCCUGGCAGGUCUACAGGAGUGGGCAUUUGUAGUCACAAGUACUAUGAAGGCUGAAGAAAGAAUUACUAAAGUUCAGGGGUUAAGGGCCAGCUGAAUAACACAGCAAGAACCCAAAUCACUUACAUUUGUAUAAUAUUUCAUAUUUGUACACACUUCUUAGUGGAACACAUUUAAGGAAUAAGUAUUGCAAAAAUCUUCCUGUUAAAUUCAUCUGAAGGUUACAAAUGAGUUUGUAUUUUGGCAUUUAAGCAAAAAGGGUCCAGAAUCAAGGUUGCCCUAGCUCAAUUCUAAUGUUAGUCUGCUGCACUUACUCUGUGACUUUAAAAUCAUCCAAAUUUUGUAGCCGAAUUACCUGUAAAAUGAUGUCCUGAGCAUUAAUAGUAGGCUGGCACAAAAAAUGUUACCUUAUUGUUACACAUCAAAGAAAAAUGUCUCAUUUAAAAAAAAAUGAGCUCGAUAUUGUAAUUAUGAAUUUGUACCCGUUCCUAGGGUGUAGUCUGUUGGUCUGUGAUAAGAUUUACUUACUUACUUUUUUUUCACUCAGACCUUCACACUCUGCAAGGCAAAGAUGUGUAUGCUGGCACUUCCCGAACCUUGCAUCGUAAAGCCUUUGCUUGCUACAGUUUUAAAGGUUGGUAGGGAGAAGAUUCGAGAUACAUCCAUUCAAGCUUAAUUACAAACCAAGUCAACAAAACCAAGACGAUGCAAAAAUUAGUACUUGCUACACAGAAGGUUGAGUACAUAGUGAUAUGGGGCUAUAGAAUGCAACACUAUUUUUUUUACUGUUUACAACUUAUUUGGCUGACUUCGUGAUAACAGAAUGAGCCAGCCACAGGUGUUUCCUUGGGAUGGAAAGCGGGAGCGAAGGCUUAGACUACAACCACGAGCACUUCCAUCCUCUGGGAAUCCAGUGCUAAUUCUGCUGGUGUUCUGACUUCUGAUGAAAAUACCCUUCCCCCAUGAAAGUGGAAGGUGUCUCAGGUAGGAUGACAGUUACCCUAUCCUUUUUCUCACGGUGGCACCAAAAGGAAAGGCAGAACUCUUUCCUAAAAUGUAGCAUCGUGUGGGCGCAGUGCAAUCAGAGCUGAAUUCGGACCCCUCUUCAUAGGCCGUUGUCAGUGUGACCUGUCUUGGCGCUCACAAACCUGGCAAGAACGCCGGAGGGCAAGCUGCCAGGCUCACGACGUCCUGAAGCAUUUCUCUACCAAGCGGCUCCCGAGCCAUAGGAAACACUGCAGCCGGAGAACUGUGUCGCUGCCCCGUGGCGUCACUUCCGGGCGCCGGCGCUCCGAGCGGACGCCCGCAGCUUCCCAAGGUGGAUGGUGUUGCACAGGUCUUACCUCGGAGGAUUUUUUAAAAAGUAGAACUGGUCGGAGCUCCUCUCCAGUUCGCCGCCGACAGAGGCUCCAUAGCUUCCGAGCCAGCUGUUUCCAGCUGUGCUGCCCAAAUUGAGGAACUCUCAUUCGUCUGGGGUGGUGUGGGAGCUCACGGCUCGAAUCUGCAAAUAGUUCACUCCAUCCUGGUCCCUGCAGGUCCGCUUUCCCAGCUGAGACGUUGGCUUUGGUUUCUCACCCCAGUUUUGCUCGUUCCACACAUGCCUUGCAGUGUGCAGGUGCUAGGGUGUUUAUAUAUAGAUUGCUAUCUUCUGGGGGUGGUGGGUGGGAAGAAGGAUUUAGAAAGAAGGUUGGGGUAAUGAACCUAUUACAAAAAAAAUGGAGAUGUGAUUCCAAACAUUGGAUAAAAGUAUCUGCAGUUGUUUUGGCCGAGACACGUUUCAUUUAGAAUGAGCUUUAUGAGAGAACUUGUUUUCAAACCACAAAAUUAAAUUUUGAGUGGUGUGUGUAUAUUUUAAUAAGCUGAACUAAGUGCUGUACACUCUGUUUUGGAGAGGAGGCCCAGGAAAUGGGAGGUCUUUUCUUGUUUUGUUUUUAUCUGUUCUAUUUAAUUCAUUUUAAACAGGACUAUCCACACAACUAUUGUACUGUAACAUAAACUGUUGUAUAACGUGAAAGUUGAGCAUUGUUUACCCCAAAUGCCUGAACCCAGAAGUGUUCCAAAUUUAAAAUUUUUUUUUUUUUUUAGUUUUGGGAUGUGUCAUAUACAUGACAUAUCUGAGGGCGAGACCCAAAGCUAAACGUAAAAUUCGUGUUUUAUUUGCAUCCUAUAAACGUAGCCAAGGCAACUUUACAUAAUAUUUUUAGUAUUUCUUGUGUUUCCACUAGCAAGUCAGGAAUCAUUUGUAGAGUAGAAAGUAUGCUAAUAUUAAGUAAGACAGCAAGAGUUUUUUCCAAACCACCAAAGAGUAACAUUUUUGGACUUUUAAGAAGUUUUAGUGUUUGCCCUAGAAGACUUUUUUGUCACAAACUGGUACUGGGAAUUGAAACCAGCUGUGAUGAUACAGCGGCUGCUGUAGUGGAUGAAGCCGGACAUGUGUUGGGAGAAGCAAUGCAUUCCCAGACCGAGGUUCAUUUAAAAACAGGUGGGAUUGUUCCUCCAGUAGCUCAGCAGCUUCACAGAGAAAAUAUUCAGCGAAUAGUAGAAGAAACUCUUUCUGCCAGUAGAGUCUCUCCACAAGACCUCUCAGCGAUUGCAACUACCAUCAAACCAGGACUGGCCCUGAGCCUGGGCGUAGGCUUAUCGUUCAGCUUACAGCUAGUCAACCGGUUUAAAAGGCCAUUCAUUCCGAUCCAUCACAUGGAGGCUCACGCACUUACAAUUAGGCUAACCAAUGAAGUAGAAUUUCCUUUUCUAGUUCUUUUGAUUUCUGGAGGUCACUGUCUGCUGGCAUUAGUCCGAGGUGUGUCAGACUUUCUGCUUCUCGGGAAGUCUUUGGACAUAGCGCCAGGUGACAUGCUGGACAAGGUGGCAAGAAGACUUUCUUUAAUCAAACAUCCAGAAUAUUCUACGAUGAGUGGUGGAAAGGCUAUAGAACAUUUGGCCAAACAAGGAAAUAGAUUCCAUUUUACUAUUAAUCCUCCCAUGCAGAAUGCUAAAAAUUGCGAUUUUUCUUUUACGGGACUUCAGCAUGUUAUCAAUAAGCUAAUAACACGCAAGGAGAAAGAAGAAGGCAUUGAGGAGGGGCAAAUCCUGUCUUCAGCUGCAGACAUUGCUGCUGUGGUGCAGCAUACAACAGCACGCCACCUUGCGAUGAGAACAUAUCGUGCUAUUCUGUUUUGCAAGCAAAAGGAUCUGUUACCUCCAGCUAAUGCAGUAUUAGUUGUAUCUGGAGGUGUUGCAAGUAACUUGUAUAUCCGAAGAGCAUUGGAAAUUGUAGCAGAUGCAACACAAUGCACUUUGUUGUGUCCUCCUCCAAGACUGUGCACUGAUAAUGGCGUUAUGAUUGCAUGGAAUGGGAUUGAAAGAUUACGUGCUGGCUUGGGCAUUUUACAUGAUGUAGAAGACAUCCGAUAUGAACCAAAAUGUCCUCUUGGAGUAGACAUAUCCAAAGAAGUUGCAGAAGCUGCCAUAAAAGUACCACGAUUAAAAAUGACAAUUUAAUUGGUGAUUAUCAAAGGUCUCUACAGAUAUUCCUACUGGGGCUGGAGAGAGGGCUCAGUGGUUAAGAUCGCUUCUUGUUCUUGCAGAGGACCCCAGCAUCCACAUGGCAGCUCCCAAGUGUACAUAACUCCAGUUCCAAUGGAUCCAGCAUCCUUUUCUGACCUCCUAGGGCAUCAGGCAUGCAUGUGGAACACAAACAUAAAUGUAAGCAAAACACUCAUACAUGUAAAAUUUAAAAAUUGAUAAUAAAUCUUAAUUUGUUUAAAGGAA